AACACAAAAGGCCCCAGGAAUUCGGUCGGCGCCUGCCACAGAAAUGGGUGGGUGUGUUGCUCCUUUGCGCCUUAGUUGCUUUCCAGGUUGAAAUUUGUUCAGCAAUGGAAAUGGACCCCGGGGAAGAUUGGAUCAAGAGUGAAAAUGAAGAGGAUGCUCCCCAGCAACUGGAUCAUGAGCCUGGGGAUCCUGGCAAGCCAUCUAAGACCUUAUGGGAGGAAAGUGAAGACUUCCUGGAUUCUGAGCAGCCUAACGGCCACAAGAGGGACUUGGAAACCCCCCAGGAUACGUUCUCUGGAGAAAUCUGUUUUGACUAUGAAAAUGGCCCUGGGAGUGUCUACUCAAAUGACAGGCCAUUUAAGUGUGAUGUUUGUGAGAAAAGCUUCCGUCACAGUUCUAGCCUGCUUACCCAUCGGAGACUCCAUACAGGGGAAAAACCUUACAAAUGCACCGAUUGUGGGAAAAGCUUUAACACCAGUUCAGCUCUCAUAGUACACCGCAGGACCCAUACCGGGGAGAAAUCUUAUGUGUGCUCUGAUUGUGGGCGGUGCUUCAGUGAAGGCUCCGUGCUCAUCAAGCACUGGCGAAUCCACACAGGGGAAAAGCCUUACAAGUGCACAAUAUGUGGGAGGGGCUUUCGCCAGAGCUCACAACUCCGUGCUCACGAGAGGACCCACACAGGCGAAAAACCCUACGAGUGCCAGGACUGCGGGAAAUGUUUCAGCACAAGCUCGAACCUCUCAGCCCAUCAGAGGACCCACACUGGAGAGAAACCCUACAUAUGCACAGAAUGUGACCGGCGCUUUGGCCACAAGUCACAUCUCAUUUCACACCAGAAAACCCACACAGAAAAACUGCACGCUUGUCCCGAUUGCCCAGCAAGCUUCCGCAUGAUCCACCAGCUACUGGUCCAUCGCAAAUCCCACCAGGAGGAGAGGCGCUACAAAUGCCUGCUCUGUGGAAAGACCUUCAGUUACAGCUCGGCGCUCCUUGCCCAUCAGAGGAUGCACACAGGUGACAGGCCUUUCAAGUGUCUAGAGUGCGGGAGGAGUUUCAUUCGGAAUUCGGACUUGAACAAACACCAAAGAAUCCACACAGGCGAGAAGCCGUAUGAGUGUCCUGAGUGUGGGAAGAGAUUUAAUCAGAGCUCACACCUGGUUAGCCACCGAAGAGUCCACUUUAAAAAUGCUGCAAAAAAUUCAGGUUCAAACCCAGCCACUCCGGUGCAGUAAAGAGACAGAAUCUUUCUGAAGAUCACCUUCAUCUCCUUUCUCGACUUACCGUUCUUUUUUAUAAGUUAUUUAGUAAACAUAAACAGGAAUGUGUGCAUUACAAGCUUUUAAACAGGUCAAAAUUCUGCACCAAAAUAAUUCAGAUUGUUCAUCAAGAAAGGAUUAUUUUGGCCUACAUUCCCUAUGCAAAUUAAGUGUAUUUGCAUAUUUUUAUACAAUUUGUUCUGCUUCUGUAGGUUACAAUGAAGAACAAAGAGCUGUGUAAGUAAAGCUUCACUUCCAGUCGGUACACCUUACGCUGCCUUAUUUUUGGUUUAUUACGUUUUUUUGGUUGCUUUAUAUUUGAGAAAUACAGCUAGUACAUUGUAGCUUAAAAGUGAAAAGAUGUUCCUGGUGAAGCAGGACAGAAUGAUUAAUUAUUUCAAGAGACACCAAAAAACAAAAGGGCUGGCUUAAAUCAUGCUGCUUAUUUUCCAUGGGUUUAUUUGUAUGAAUUUCCAGCCAUUCACUUCAAACCGGAGGGGCUUUCCAAUCCCUAUAAUAAAUCAUGUUCCAUUAAAGCAUUUACCUGUAUCUUAAGAAGGAGCUAGAGAUGAAAAAUGGAUCGUAAAAAAUCGGCUGUAUUUUGUAAAAAAAUAAAUGAAUAUCUUUAUCAUCAA
Messenger RNA from Sphaerodactylus townsendi, 1891 nucleotides. Its product is annotated as zinc finger protein 239-like. Gene Ontology annotation, biological process: regulation of transcription by RNA polymerase II. The record is from RefSeq and is a predicted model, not a curated record. The transcript has 2 exons. NCBI's taxonomy places the organism in Eukaryota, Metazoa, Chordata, Lepidosauria, Squamata, Sphaerodactylidae. Bases 105 to 1232 code for a protein of 375 amino acids. Gene Ontology annotation, molecular function: DNA-binding transcription factor activity, RNA polymerase II-specific; RNA polymerase II cis-regulatory region sequence-specific DNA binding.